GACAUUGGCUGCCACAACAAAUAAAAGUGACAUCACCUAUAACCUUACUAUUAAAACUUGUUUUCUUCGACUUGUUUUCGUUUAAUUCUCCGAGAAAAACUUCUUUAAAAUUCGCCAAGAUGUCUUAUAUGCUAGCGCAUUUACACAAUGGGUGGCAGGUAGAUCAGGCAAUCUUAUCAGAAGAAGAUAGAGUUGUGGUGAUACGUUUCGGACACGAUUGGGACCCCUCGUGCAUGAAAAUGGACGAGGUCAUGUACAGCAUCGCUGAGAAAGUGAAAAACUUUGCUGUUAUUUACCUGGUUGACAUCACUGAAGUUCCAGAUUUCAACAAAAUGUAUGAAUUGUACGACCCAUGCACUGUGAUGUUUUUCUUCAGAAAUAAGCACAUAAUGAUCGAUUUGGGUACCGGCAACAAUAACAAAAUCAACUGGCCGCUGGAGGACAAACAGGAAAUGAUCGACAUCGUUGAGACGGUGUAUCGGGGAGCGCGAAAAGGCAGAGGUUUAGUGGUCUCACCUAAAGACUAUUCAACUAAAUAUAGAUAUUAAUCCGCAUUCUGUACAACUAUAAAUAUUAGAUAUUAUUUAUGUAUAAUAUAUAUAUAAGUGUAUGGUAAAUUUUAAAUAAAUUUCAAUCUUCAUCAGGUGGAACCAA
Molecule: messenger RNA, 654 nt
Organism: Dalotia coriaria
Lineage: Eukaryota; Metazoa; Arthropoda; Insecta; Coleoptera; Staphylinidae
Gene: Dim1
Product: thioredoxin-like protein Dim1
Exons: 3
Coding region: 120-548 (142 amino acids)
Biological process (GO): mRNA splicing, via spliceosome
Cellular component (GO): spliceosomal complex; U4/U6 x U5 tri-snRNP complex; U5 snRNP
Source: RefSeq, a predicted model, not a curated record